UUACCUCUUAAGUGUCAUUGUUUACAUUAUGUGACAUACUCUGACGGGUGCGUAUGCCCGCACAGACAGGCGUUGUCAUGUGCCGCGUUCAAGACAACUCGGAAAUUUCCGACUUGCACACUCGUUGAAGAAACAUGGUGCCGGAGCUUCAACACUUGGAAAAUAUCAAAAUAGACCAAUAACGUACAUACAUUUUUAACUUCGGAGAUACCGAGUUUCCGAGUUGUCUUGAAAGCACCAUAUUAGCAGCAUCUGUCAGUGCGAGCCUGUCUCCACACACACACACACACACAGCGCUGAGAGAGAUGCAGAUAAUCGUGAACCGGAGUAUCCAAGUUCAGACGCUUAUUACGUUUAGCGUUUCCCUUAACCAGCCAGUAUGCGAUGAGGCGCGUUCUCUCUGCCCGCUACAGCUGAAAACCAACGAGUAAUAACACUUCUAAAUAGUCUGGAAUUGUUUUCGCUGCAGUCAUGGCAGGCCUGCGUCGCCCGCUUUUAUUCGGCUCCACACUGUUGUUCCUACUGUCAUGUGAUGCCCUGCUGAGUGAUGGGCCACCCACCCUGCUGUCCACCUCCCAGCCCUCCCAGCCCUCUCCCCUGUCCCUCAUGGACCUGGACCAAGAUGUGGAGGAGCAGCCUGAGAUGAUGACAGUUCCAGGCAGCCCCACCACAGUACCAGGCCUAACCCCCCAGGGACAGGAGUCCUCAGGGUUAUUCAAUGACGACAACAAGCCUCUCCAGUCCUCUGUUCAUCUCUGGGAUGAUGUCAGAGACCAAGUCAACACCACUGGUCUAGACAGCAAGUCCCUCAGAGGUUACAGUCAGACCCUCUCCCAGACCUCCACCUCUCCUAUGGAGGAACCCAGAAAGGGAAAUCACACCGUUCUGGAUGCGGUGGAGAAGCAGGAGCGGGAGCUAUGGGAGAUGGAGAGAGAGUCCAGCGACGUCCCACUGGAGGCUGGCUACGGCCAGAGGCAGGACCUGCCUACCACCACCUCCAACACCUCCAACACCAACACCUCCAACACCACCACCACCACCACCACCACCACCACCCCCACCCCCAACAACCCCACCCCCACCCCCACCACCCCCACCACCAACACCCCUGCUGCUGACCCUCUGGUUCCUGUAGAGUCAACCACCUUAGAUCCCCAAUACGUCCCAGUGUACGGGGGUUCACAAUCAACUCCUGAAGACACAGUGGAGGUAGAGAUAGCAGAUGAGGAGGAGGAGGAGGAGGAGGAGGAGGAGGAGAGGGAGAGUUCCACCUCUGAGCCUGAUGCCUCCACCUCCAGACCAACCCUCCCAGAGGUGGGUGUCUUCCCCAGUCUUGCGCCUCUCCAGUCGGACAACACCCAUACAGAAGACCAGGAGGAGGAGGUGGUGGAGGAGGAAGAGGAGGCAGUGGUCCUUGGAGGACCUAGGAGUGACUCGGGAAGAGCAGGGAGAGGAGGGGAGAUCUCUCCCCUGACCACAGUCCCCUUGGCGUCUCUGGCGCCCACGGUCGACUUCACAGAGGAUUCAUGGGACCGUCCGGAGGACGAGGAGAUCCAGGAGAAGGAGCAGAGGCAGCAGCAGGAGAGGAGGAAGGAGGAGGAAAGGAGGAAUGAAGAGGAGGAGCAGGCGGUCAGGCAUGGAGGAACAGAGCUGUUAACAGAGACAGAGCUCCUCCAUGGUGCACACUACUCACAGGGGAUACAGCAGGUGAUCUGUGUGGACUGGAGCGAUCUGGCUGGGAAGGGGUACGUCAUCCUCAACAUGUCAGACAACGUUGACUGUGAUGACUUCCGUGUGGAGAGUGGAGACCGGCUCUUGGAGCUGCUAGAGACAGCCUUCUCUAGGAAGAUGAACAGUCCUCAGGGUUCCUGGCUCAUCUCUCUCUCUAAACCCACCAGACAGGACCACCAGCUGCUCAUCACGCUGGCCAGCGAGCACGGAGUUAUUGCCACCAAGGACAUGUUGUCAAUGUUAGGAGAAAUCAGGAGAGGUUUACACGAGAUCGGUAUCCAGAACUACAGCAGUGCUAACACCUGUCACUCCAGACCCAGUCAGAUGCGUAGCGACUACGGGAAGCUGUUUGUGGUCCUGGUGAUCAUAGGUUCUGUCUGUGUGGUCAUCAUCGCAUCUGGUCUCAUCUAUAUCUUCUGGCAGAGACGCCUGCCUAAGAUCAAGACUAUGACUCGAGGCGAGGAAUUCCAUUUUGUGGAGAACGGCUGCCAUGACAACCCUACCCUGGAUGUGACGAGUGACAGGGGGGGGCAGCCAGAGAUGCAGGAGAAGAAACACCGUCACGCCAACGGACUGACGGCUGGGUCGGGGGGGGAGGGAGGGAGCAGUGGCUGGCAGGUCCUGGUCAACAAACCUGGAGGGAAGGAAGAGGAUAAUAUGGAAGAGGAUACACACCUUUAGUAGAGAGAAGAAGAGUGGAAGAGGAUACACACCUUUUAGUAGAGAGAAGAAGAGUGGAAGAGGAUACACACCUUUUAGUAGAGAGAAGAAGAGUGGAAGAGGAUACACACCUUUUAGUAGAGAGAAGAAGAGUGGAAGAGGAUACACACCUUUUAGUAGAGAGAAGAAGAGUGGAAGAGGAUACACACCUUUUAGUAGAGAGAAGAAGAGUGGAAGAGGAUACACACCUUUUAGUAGAGAGAAGAAGAGUGGAAGAGGAUACACACCUUUUAGUAGAGAGAAGAAGAGUGGAAGAGGAUACACACCUUUUAGUAGAGAGAAGAAGAGUGGAAGAGGAUACACACCUUUAGUAGAGAGAAGAAGAGUGGAAGAGGAGAAGGAGGGUGGAAAAGGUAGCCUGGACCCAGAUCUGUUUGUGUGUCUUGCCAACUUCUAUGGUCACUGUCACAUUUGGCGUGGCAAGACAGCACAAACAGAUCUGGGAGUCGGACUAGGCUAGAAAGAGAACUCAUGUGAAUGCAUCGGCUGUCAAAUUAUACUGAGCAAAAAUAUAAACGCAACAUGUAAAGUGUUGGUCCCAUGUUUCAUGAGCUGAAAUAAAGAUCCCAGAAAUUUUCCAUACACACAAAAAAGCGUAUUUCUCUCAAAUUUUGUGCACAAAUUUGUUUAUAGUCCUGCUAGUGAGCAUUUCUCCUUUGACAAAGUAAUCCAUCCACCUGACAGGUGUGGCAUAUCAAAAAGCUGAUUAAACAGCAUGAUCAGUACACAGGUACAGCUUGUGCUGGGGA
Molecule: messenger RNA, 3200 nt
Organism: Salmo salar (Atlantic salmon)
Lineage: Eukaryota; Metazoa; Chordata; Actinopteri; Salmoniformes; Salmonidae
Source: RefSeq, a predicted model, not a curated record